AUGAGCACGGCCAGAACAGAGAACCCUGUUAUAAUGGGUCUGUCCAGUCAAAACGGUCAGCUGAGGGGCCCUGUGAAGCCCAGUGGUGGUCCCGGAGGAGGGGGCACACCGACACAGCAACAGAUGAACCAACUGAAAAACACCAACACAAUCAAUAACGGCACUCAGCAGCAGGCACAGAGUAUGACCACCACUAUUAAACCUGGUGAUGACUGGAAAAAGACUUUAAAACUCCCUCCAAAGGAUCUAAGAAUCAAAACUUCGGAUGUAACCUCCACAAAAGGAAAUGAGUUUGAAGAUUACUGUUUAAAGCGGGAGUUACUGAUGGGAAUUUUUGAAAUGGGCUGGGAAAAGCCAUCUCCUAUUCAGGAGGAGAGCAUUCCCAUCGCUUUAUCUGGUAGGGAUAUUUUAGCUAGAGCAAAAAAUGGAACGGGCAAGAGUGGUGCCUACCUCAUUCCCUUACUUGAACGGCUAGACCUGAAGAAGGACAAUAUACAAGCAAUGGUGAUUGUUCCUACAAGAGAACUUGCUCUACAGGUCAGUCAAAUCUGCAUCCAGGUCAGCAAACACAUGGGAGGGGCCAAAGUGAUGGCAACCACAGGAGGAACCAAUUUACGUGAUGACAUAAUGAGGCUCGAUGACACAGUACACGUGGUAAUCGCUACCCCUGGGAGAAUCCUGGAUCUUAUCAAGAAAGGAGUAGCAAAAGUUGAUCAUGUCCAGAUGAUAGUAUUGGAUGAGGCAGAUAAGUUGCUGUCACAGGAUUUUGUGCAAAUAAUGGAGGAUAUUAUUCUCACGCUACCUAAAAACAGACAGAUUUUAUUAUAUUCCGCUACUUUUCCUCUUAGUGUACAGAAGUUCAUGAAUUCCCAUUUGCAGAAACCCUAUGAGAUUAACCUGAUGGAGGAAUUAACUUUGAAGGGAGUAACCCAGUACUACGCAUAUGUAACUGAGCGCCAAAAAGUGCACUGCCUCAACACAUUGUUCUCCAGGCUUCAGAUAAACCAGUCGAUCAUUUUCUGUAACUCCUCUCAGCGAGUUGAAUUGCUAGCCAAGAAGAUUUCUCAACUGGGUUAUUCCUGCUUCUAUAUCCAUGCUAAAAUGAGGCAGGAACAUCGAAAUCGUGUCUUUCAUGAUUUCCGAAAUGGCUUAUGCCGCAAUCUUGUUUGCACUGAUUUGUUUACCCGAGGUAUUGAUAUACAAGCUGUGAAUGUGGUAAUAAACUUUGACUUCCCAAAGCUGGCAGAGACCUAUCUCCAUCGUAUUGGAAGAUCAGGUCGCUUUGGUCAUCUUGGCUUAGCUAUCAACUUGAUCACAUAUGAUGAUCGCUUCAACCUGAAAAGUAUUGAGGAGCAGCUGGGAACAGAAAUUAAACCUAUCCCGAGCAACAUUGACAAGAGCCUGUAUGUGGCGGAAUACCACAGCGAGCCUGUAGAAGAUGACAAACCGUAA
Molecule: messenger RNA, 1452 nt
Organism: Pipistrellus nathusii (Nathusius's pipistrelle)
Lineage: Eukaryota; Metazoa; Chordata; Mammalia; Chiroptera; Vespertilionidae
Source: the annotation of a GenBank genome assembly